Messenger RNA from Pollicipes pollicipes, 1533 nucleotides. Its product is annotated as protein held out wings. Gene Ontology annotation, molecular function: mRNA binding. Lineage: Eukaryota; Metazoa; Arthropoda; Thecostraca; Pollicipedomorpha; Pollicipedidae. Bases 187 to 1221 code for a protein of 344 amino acids. Gene Ontology annotation, cellular component: nucleus. The transcript has 8 exons. The record is from RefSeq and is a predicted model, not a curated record. Gene Ontology annotation, biological process: regulation of mRNA splicing, via spliceosome.
GGUGGUGAGAGUGGGGGAGACAGUAAUCGUACUGUCUGUGGAAAAUUGUUAAUCUGUGCCGGCCAAUACAGGCAGUAGGUGAAGUCAGGCUUGGUUGUAACGGAUCCACGUACAACAAACAUUUCGUAAGAGUGCAGAGCUGUGCAUUUUAGGACUUCUGAAACUAGGUUUCCUUGGGGUCUGAAUAUGGGGGAGCCUGCCAACAACACGCAAAAUAUAGCAGACUACUUAGCGCAGCUACUGAAGGAUCGAAAGCAGAUCACUGCAUUCCCGAACGUCUUCCUGCAUGUUGAAAGACUACUCGAUGAAGAGAUCGUCAAGAUCCGCGGCAGCCUAUUCCACAUCAGUGGCAACACGAAGCAGCCGCUGGAGCUGCCCGAGCCGCAGGGCACGGUGGUCACGCUCACCGAGAAGGUGUACGUGCCGAUCCGGGAGCACCCAGACUUCAACUUCGUGGGUCGGAUCCUGGGGCCGCGCGGCAUGACAGCCAAGCAGCUGGAGCAGGAGACGGGCUGCAAGAUCAUGGUGCGCGGCAGGGGCUCCAUGCGAGACAAGAAGAAGGAGGAGCUGAACCGCGGCAAGCAGAACUGGGAGCACCUAAGCGACGACCUGCACGUGCUCAUCACGGUCGAGGACUCGGAGAACCGGGCCGCCGCCAAGAUCCAGCGCGCUGUCGACGAGAUCAAGAAGCUGCUGGUGCCCUCUGCGGACGGCGAGGACGAACUGAAGAAGCGGCAACUGAUGGAACUGGCCAUCAUCAACGGCACCUACCGGGACUCGAGCAAGCCGAGCCACGAGGCGAUGAGCGUGGCUGGGGGUAUGGCAGGCUCGUCAGGUGACGCCGGCCCGCGGCUGCAGCUGACCCAGAUGGCCGGUCUGGGCGGCCUGAUGACCACGCACAUCCGCACGCCGGCCACGCUGGGCGCGCCGCUGAUGCUGUCGCCGCGCAUGGCGGCCGGCACAGCGCUCAUCAACUCGGGCCCGCCGCCGCUCAUCAGCCCCGGCGAUGCCGGCCUGCUCUACGCCCAGUACGCGCCCGACUACGCCGCCCAGUACGCGGCGCAGCUGGCCCAGGCGCAGGCGCAGGCGCAGGCUCAGCCGCUGCAGCUGGCCGACUAUGCGGCGGACCUGACCGGUGCGGCCGCGUCCAAGCACCGCCAGAUGCUGACCCAGGGGCGCGAGCACCCGUACCAGAGGGUGGGCUCACUCUCACAAAUGUAGCGCGCCGGGCGAACGGAGCAGGUCAGUGGGCGCCCGGGCGUCGGGUCACGACCGUUCCCCUUCCGUCUCCUCCUCGUUCCGCGCCGUAUCCUCAGGCGGCCAGGCUGACCUGAGCCGGGUCAGUGUCGCCUCCCCGCCGCGGCACUCACUCGCGGCUGGUGAUCGCAGGCGCGCGCGCCGCCGGCCGGGUGUUGUGUGCAACUCGUGCGCCUGUCUGCAGCGGUUGUAGGCUGAUGGUGCUGCAGUGUUUUGUAUCUGCUUGUGAACGUUGGCAGUACGUGUUGUGGAGAACGCAAUACAUUGUUCCGUUUU